This is a messenger RNA of Periconia digitata, 867 nucleotides long. NCBI's taxonomy places the organism in Eukaryota, Fungi, Ascomycota, Dothideomycetes, Pleosporales, Periconiaceae. The record is from the annotation of a GenBank genome assembly.
AGUGCGGACGCCAGAAGCAUUAGGUCGAAGAUGAAGACGGCGAUUAUCACAGGAUGCAGCCCCGGGGGCAUCGGCCAUGCUCUUGCGCUAGAGCUCAAACACCGCGGAUUGCGAGUUUUUGCCACUGGCCGAUCUUUGGAAAAGAUUUCAGACUUGAAGAAAUCGGGGAUUGAAUGCCUUUCUCUAACCGUCGAUGAACCGGCAUCCGUCGCGGCCUUUCGUGAGGAAGUUGUCAAGCUCCUGGGUGGGCAGGGACUCGAUUAUCUCUUCAACAACGCCGGAAUGGCUGCAUUUCGUCCGGCAACCGAGAGCGAUCUCGGCGUUUGCAAGACUAUGUUUGGUGCCAAUGUGUUCGGAGUCAUCGACAUGUGCCAAACAUUUCUUCCCUCGUUGCUCGCCGCCAAAGGGGUCAUAGUCAACGUUGGAUCUGUUGCCGGACAUCUGCCUUUACCCUUCAUGUCCAACUAUUGUGCCUCAAAGGCAGCGCUUCAUGCAUACUCCGAGUGCAUGCGUGUUGAGCUCGCCCCGCUCGGCGUACGAGCUGUCUAUGUAAUGACGGGUAAUGUUAAAACCAACACCGUCAAUGUCAAAUAUCACUUAGAAGAGGGGAGUCUAUGGUACCCUGUCAAGGAGAACUACGAAAAAGAACAAGAAAAGGCUGCGACAACGGGAAUGGCUCCAGCAGCCUUUGCGGUACAGCUCGCCGAUCAGACCCUCAACAGUCGCAGGGAUACCGUCUGGGUCGGGGAAGGAGCUUUGAUGACGAGGAUCAUUAGUGGGUUGGAGAAUUAUUUGCCAUUCAAAUUAUGGCCGGCAGCAUUUUCUCAUGGGUAUGGUAUGAAGCGGAUUGGUGCGCCUCGAAACUGA